ACGGGACAGAAGGCGAAAUAACGACUCCAGGCUAUCCCUUCAAUUUGAGUUUUCAAGGUAUCUGUAAAACUGAGAAAAACGUGGUUAACGGUUCAAUCGAACUGACCUUUGAGAAUGUCAGUUUACCGGAUGGAGCUUUUAUAAUCUAUGAUGGUAAGAUCAUGAAAAUUGGCGUACAUGACGUACAAUCAAAAGUCGUUUUCAUUGCAAAGAAAGAAGUGAUGGUGAAUUUCGUAUUGCCUCGAAAUGUUAAUGGAACGUAUGGAGGGGUUAGGAUGAAAUAUCGAAGAAUACCCAAAGAUGUUUGUAAGUCAAGUUACGAGACUUUUGAAAUCGAGGACGAGAUACAGAGUCCCGGCUUUCCUGACAACAUUGGAGCAAACUCAAGCUGCGAAUAUUAUAUUGAUGUUGGUCCUUUCUCACUGAACGAUGUGAUUCAGAUACGUUUCAGAGAACUAUCAUUUGGACCCGAUGAUACACUGACAGUGUACGAUGCAAAGAGCAACACCGUUAUAUUCGGUCCGCUCAUUGGUCCUCAGAGACUCAUACGAGCAAAUACUACAAAAAGCACCUCCGUAAAAAUUGUCGUAGAAACGAAAUUUGUACCUUCAAUUAAACAGAGAUAUUUUAUUCUCUUUCGAGAAGUUCCUAGAGAUUCGUGUGUUUUGGAUUACACUGGAGACUAUGGUGGGAAAUUCUCUUCGCUUGAUCGCCCGUGUGUCUAUAAUAUUCGCCUAAAGCAUUCGAUUCAACUUGAUUUCAAAUUGAACGGUCUAUAUGUUCCAAGUGGAGGCCUUAUUAAAGUGAUUCAACGCUCAAAAUAUUCGGAAGAUACAACACUUUUAUCUCUUGACAAUGAUGACACAGGGAAGACAAGAUACUUCAGAAAUGAUCCUAGCCAUGACGUUAUUGAGAUAUCUGCAAGCGAACAUGUCCGGUUUACUGUGAGGUUUAAGCGUUUCAAAAAAGAUACAACGAUCACCCUCCGAAAUCCCAAUGGGACCAUUUUAUCACCGUAUUAUCCAUAUACGUAUCACUUCAAGGCGUUCGCGGAUUCGACUUAUACUUAUCACAUUGAAGUACCAAAGGGCCGCGUGAGGCUAAAUUUCACUAAGCUUUCUUUAUACGUCGAAAACAGAUACCUCAGUGACGACCUGUUUGUCUAUGAUGGAAAAUCACGUGAUGCUUACCGAAUCUGGUUACUUAGAACCAACGAAAAGUAUCAAUUACCUUUAUCCCUUCUGAGUUCGGGUAACCAUCUUACAGUGGUAUUUCGGCCUAUGUGGUCACCUAAAUGGAAAUCGGUCAAGGGUCAUGUCUUCCAAUUUGAGGCAAUCUAUUCCAGUGAAUUUCAAGUAAAAGACUGCAUCGCCUUCGAUUGGCCUCAUUCUCGUGCGGAAAGAAAUGUAACGUUGCCAGGGAGGGAAACGAAAUUCUUCUGCAACAAGAAUUAUGUCAGCGGAUCAUAUUUUAAGGACGUUACGCGGAGAUGUGGAUUUCAUGGUGAAUGGGAAGAGGGAAGGACAUUGAACUGUUUGAGGGUCUGUCCUCCCCUGGACGAAAAAUUAAAAGAGAACUCGUCUUUAUCUUGGUGGUACUCAACAUUCAGCAAGGGUGAAGUAUACGACGGAGUAUAUGCGUACUUUUCUUGCAAUUAUUACAAAGAGCAGUUGGUCGGCCCAAAGACAAUCACGUGCACAUCACAUGGCAACUAUACUGCGUUGCCUCCCAUUUGUAAAAGAAAACCCAAACGUAAUUCUGAUUAUGGCUCAAGUGGUAACGACGGAUGGAAAUACGGCGCUGGUAUUGGUGGAACAGUAUUCAUAAUUUCCAUAGUCGUCACUGUAUUGAAAGUUUGUUUCGGUUGUUGCAAUUGUUGCAGUCAAGGCAACAGUGCCGAGUCAAUUCCAAUGAGUCAAGUAAAAUACUCGCAGGCCUGAAUAUUCGAGGAAGAAUUUGAAAUUGCAGAUUACUACAUGGGGGAUAAUUUCAGCUAUUCUUCGAGCCAUUGUGUUCCAAUGAGUUCCGCAAUCCUAGCAAAACCCAUCGACCACAAUUCGGUUAUCUGUCACUGUCACCUUUUUAUGUUAUUCUGUCUAUCACUAUCAGUCCUAUGCAUGACGGAUGUGGUCAGUUAUCAUUCAGUGAGUAUCUUCAAUGUUUUGACCAGGAUUGCUGCUUCCAAUGAUCUUGAGAAUCCAUCAGCAUGAGUAAACUGAAUAGUGUAAAAUAUUUUCAGACCUGACUAAAUACUUGAGAGCCAAAGAGGUGAUUUUAAGGAUUAUCGCAAUUAGGAUGAUCCAGCGAUUAAGAUUAAUAUAUAAGUUGUAUUAUAUUCCUCUUUGUCCACACACGAGAAACAUCCAAAAUUUAUAAAUUUUAAUCCAGAACUUCCCGAAACAAAUGUUUGUCUGUGGGGCUCACGCCGCAGUAGUUUUCUCAUAGAAAAUAUGCUACAUUUCAUAAAGACGAGUAUAAUUGUUUCAAAAGGAACAGUAUGGUGCAAGACAAUAAUAUACCGCCGUGCCCAAUAUUAUAACGAGAACGGCUCAAUUGAUAUAAUUAUAUGAUUGUGUAAAGAAAAGCUGAUUAAAUUAUACAUGUACUGAUAUAUAUCGUUCUUCAAACCUGUAGUAAAAAAUGUCCGAGGGAGACUCUUGAACAGUCAAACUUUCCUUAAAAUCUACGUUGCUUCCUGGUUUAAAUUUUCUAGGAGUUUCACAUUAAAAUUUUGUUAAAUUAACAACGGGGUUCUCGUAAAGAAUUCGAAACCGAAAUGGAUGCAUGUAUAUGAUAAUUACUGAUAAAAACUGAUGUCAACAAUGACUUUAGUUUAUGGUAAUCUAGCGUAGACAUAAAGUUCCUAAAGUCGAUAUACCAGUGGACGGUGUAUCGCUUUAAACAACAGGCAAGUUUUAACAUCAAGGUAUAAAAUAGCCACGAGAUAUGGCAUCAUCAAAAGGAGCGUCUGCCUUUAGUGUUGUCCUUGGCUUCAUGAUUUUGAUCGUGGCCGUUGGCUGCAUCGCAGGAGGAGCUUUUGCUCUUCACAAAUUUGAUCAUGUUGGCGCAGCGAGCAUGGGAAUUUGGGCAGUCUAUGUAUGUAUUCUUAAUAUUAAGUUAAUAUAUUGAAAUGAAUACAAUUGUGAGCCCUUUUUCGAUAUAUGUUUUUCGAUCACCCUAUUUAUAUCCCGAGAUACAUUGUGUAUCCAGUCUAAAUCGACUAUUCAUAGCUAUAGCCAUCAUUUGACAGUCUAUUAUAUAAGUUUACUGAGUUACAAACUGUUUCCAGUCUAACAAUACAUAUAUAGUUGUUCACAUAAUCAUGUCUAAUUUUGGCCAGGUGAUUUCUAUUUCUCUCGGUUCUUUAAAUAUACUGUAUCUGAUAUAUAUGAUUAUCGUAAAUCGCAAAUCUUAAUUCGCAAAAUCUAAACAAAGAAGCACGCGUUACUCGAUGUACUUCGGAGGUCCUAUAAUCCUACAUCAGUAGGAAACUAUAUAUCUAAUUCUCCGUCCAAAUUUCCUAGAGCUUUACUGGUUUUAGACAACAAACCCUGAAUUUCUCAGUGUACAUCAUUUAUAACCGAACGCCCCAUCAAGUUCUGUAUUGUUUAUGAUAAAUUUUUUACAUUUUUCAAAUCUUUUUUUUUUAGUUCGUAAUUUCCAGCGCCAUAAGUCUUGUUGCAGGGUUUGGUAGAUAUCGUAGUUGGUUUGGAGUGGCGAUUGCGGUACAUGUGUUUGGGUUACUUCUCGCCUUGGCAGGAAUAGUAUGGUCCGCUUUGUUUUGGGCGGCAUUCGCAAUUUGUGACAAGUUUAAUAAUCUCCUCGGAAUAUGUGUAUGCGGGCUCAAGUAUGAUGGUUUGAACGUAAAUUGUGACGACGUGGAUGAUCUGCUAUAUGCCACCGCUGCAGUCACAAUACUUUAUAUUGUCCUAUUCAUUCUGUCUUUCAUUGCGUCUAUACUCGGCUGUGUCGCAGUGUGUUGUGGGAAACAGGAAUAUCGCGGUGGAAUGUACCAUGGGGCAUACGUGGUGCCUGUUCGAAAUCCAAACAGCAUGAUGAUGACAAGGAUUGAAGAAAGACAAUACACUGACAAUGAUCCAGAUCAGCACGGAGAUAGAUACAUACAAGCGCCACCGCAAUACAGGGAACCCUCCUAUAUCGACUACAGAGAUGACCGGAAGCAGAACAGAGGAUACGUCGAGGAAAGGUAUUUUAACGGUUAUUUUGAGCAGUAUGUUGACGAGAAACCAUACUAUGAAAACCGUGGCCUACCAGCUCACCAGGAGCUUUAUGCCGAAGAUCCUAGCGACGAAAGAUUCGUUGGUUACGACAACUAGCCAACCAGUCACAGUCCGUUUAUUGAAACUAUUUCAUCCAUUUUUUGCGCUAGUGGGUAAUCUCGUGCACGACCUAAUUCUAAUAACUCCGUGUAACUUUGCACUGUCCAGUACGGAUUUCAUUCUUGAAUUUCACGUUCGUUCUUAUAACAAUAUAGCAUCGUUCUCCGAGUAAUCUGAGUUAACAAUUUGCUUCAACAAUUUAUUUGACUUUAAGUUAUAUUUGAGCUUCGUCCGGGCUUAGUUCAGGAUUGCGUCUAAUCAAUAUAUUGAUCUUUUAGAUAUAUUUUAUAAAUUAUAUUCCUUUCUAAAUUGGCACUUUUAUUUAUAUAUUUUUAUAUUUUAUUUUUAUAUUACUUUAUUUUUAUAUUUCCCGCAAGAUUUUUCUUGAUUUUUUAAGACUUUUCAUCUCUAUACCUCUUACGCAAAUACCGCGCGCCUGGUUCCAAAGGCCAAAAUUUAUGAUACAGUAAUUCUAAGAUUCAUUUUGCAAAGUUAGGCUCGGUUUACACUGUCAAAUUUUCGGUGAUCACAGUUUGGAAUAUUUAACGUCAAAUCCUUGGGAUUUAGCGAUGCAAAUUUUCAACUGUGAACACAGGAACUUCAGUGGACAGUGUAAAGCGGGCGUUAGAAACGUUCAAUCUAGCUGUUUCACCAAACUUGACACAAACUUUCCUUAAAGUCUACGUUGCUUCCUGGUUUAAAUUUUCUAAGAGUUUCACAUUAAAGUUUUGUUAAACUAACAACGGGGUUCUUGUAAAGAAUUCGAAAAUGUAUAAUUUUCAACGCCAAAUGUAUGCAUGUAUAUGAUAAUUACUGAUAAACACUGAUGCAAACAAUGACUUUAGUUUAUGGUAAUCGUUGCCGCGUAGACAUAAAGUUCCUAAAGUCGAUAUACCAGUGGACGGUGUAUCGUUUUAAACAACAGGCAGGUUUUAACAUCGAGGUAUAAGAUAGCCACGAGAUAUGGCAUCAUCAAGAGGAGUGUCUGCCUUCAGUGUUGUCCUUAGCUUCAUGAUUUUGAUCGUGGCCUUUGGUUGCAUCGCAGGAGGAGCUUUUUCUCUUCACAAAUUUGAUCAUAUUGGCGCAGCGAGCAUGGGAGUCUGGGCAGUCUAUUUCGUAAUUUCUAGCGCCGUAAGUAUUGUUGCAGGGUUUGGUAGAUAUCGUAGUUGGUUUGCAGCGGCGAUUGGGGUACAUGUGUUAGGGUUACUUCUCGCCUUGGCAGGAACGGCAUGGGCCGCGUGGUUCUGGGCGCUCUUCGCCAUUUGUGAAAAUGCUAAAGAUAUUCUGGGAGUAUGUGUAUGCGACCUCAAGUAUAAUGGCUGGAAAGUAGAUUGUGACGACGUGGAUGGUGUGCUACAUGCCACCGCUGCAGUCACAAUACUUUAUAUUGUCCUAUUCAUUCUGUCUUUCAUUGCAUCUAUACUCGGCUGUGUCGUGGUGUGUUGUGGAAAAGAGAAAUAUCGCGGUGGAAUGUACCAUGGGGCAUACGUGUUGCCUGUUUCAAAUCCAAACAGCAUGAUGAUGACAAGGAUUGAAGAAAGACGAUACAUUGAAAAUGAUCCAUACCAGCACGGAGAUAGAUACAUACAAGCGCCACCGCAAUACAGGGAACCCUCCUAUAUCGACUACAGAGAUGACCGGAAGCAGAACGGAGGAUACGUCGAGGAAAGGUAUUAUAACGGUUAUAUUGAACAGUAUGUUGACGAGAAACCGUACUAUGAAAACCGUGGCCUACCAGCGCCAGCUCACCAGGAGUUUUAUGUCGAAGAUCCUAGCGACGACAGAUUCGAUGGUUACUACGACUAGCCAACCAGUCACAGUCCGUUUAUUAAAAUUAUUUCAUCGAUUUUCAUCCAUUUUUUGCACUAGUGGGUACUCUUGUGCACGACCUAAUUCUAAUAACUCCGUGUAGCUUUGCACUGUCCAGUAGGGAUUUCAUUCUUGAAUUUCACGUUCGUUCUCAUAACAAUAGCAUCGUUCUUCGGGUAAUCUGAGUUAACGAUUUGCUUCAACAA
Dendronephthya gigantea is the source of this 6355-nucleotide messenger RNA. RefSeq lists its product as uncharacterized. The record is from RefSeq and is a predicted model, not a curated record. Lineage: Eukaryota; Metazoa; Cnidaria; Anthozoa; Malacalcyonacea; Nephtheidae. The coding region runs from base 162 to 1940 and encodes 592 amino acids. The transcript has 15 exons.